Colletotrichum godetiae is the source of this 1768-nucleotide messenger RNA. RefSeq names its product subtilase. Gene Ontology annotation, molecular function: serine-type endopeptidase activity. Gene Ontology annotation, biological process: proteolysis. The record is from RefSeq and is a predicted model, not a curated record. Bases 410 to 1645 code for a protein of 411 amino acids. Lineage: Eukaryota; Fungi; Ascomycota; Sordariomycetes; Glomerellales; Glomerellaceae. The transcript has 3 exons.
GCGCUUGAAAACAGCGGGUAAAGAGGUAGGUCAGCUUUAGCUUUUUGGAAGGUAAGAGCUUCCAAACAAGCAUGUUCGUUCUCGCGUGCUCCCAUGGAGUAGGGGAGUCCACAACUUUCCUUGCUCAAGCACCUCGCAUCUCCCGCUCUAGGACCUGUUUAGGAAGCUUGACAGCUCCAAGCUGGAGACCGUAGGGCUUGGCGGGACAUCACGCAAGAUACUACACCAAUAUGCGUGAUGUCAAAGAUGGAAUCGACAGCGACUCCAUCUAUCUCAGCCUCCGUCGAUAUCUUGGAAAUCCGAUAUAAAGAUGGACCUUGCUCCCGCUCUAUCAUCAGUUUUCCUCUCUUCAGCCCCAUCCGCUCUUCUCUGAUCACCUCUCCUCCUCGGUUCUUCUAUCUUCAUCACAAUGGCCUCCCUUCGCCGCCUCGCCCUCGCCGUCGGAGCUCUGCUCCCGGCCGUCCUCGCCGCCCCCGCCGCCGUCAACAGACGCGCUGAGCCCGCGGCCGCCCCCGGCAAGUACAUCGUCACCCUCAAGGAGGGUGCCGCCGCCAGCGUCGAGUCCCACUUGAACUGGGUCGCCGACGUCCACAAGCGCUCUCUGAGCAAGCGUGACACUGUCGGUGUUGAGAACACUUUCAACAUCAGCAACUGGAACGCCUACUCUGGCGAGUUUGAUGAGGCUACCAUUGAAGAGAUCAAGGCCAGCGCCGACGUUGCUGUUGUCGAGCCCGACUACUACAUGUACCUCUCCGACUUCGAGGUUGAGGAGCGUGCCCUCACCACCCAGUCCGGUGCCCCCUGGGGUCUGGGAUCCAUCUCUCACAAGACCUCCGGCUCUACCUCGUACAUCUACGACACCUCGGCCGGUGCCAACACCUACGCCUACGUCGUUGACUCUGGUGUUAUCUCCACCCACACCCAGUUCGGUGGCCGUGUCACCCUCGGCUUCAACGCUUUCACCGGCACCCACACUGACACUCUCGGCCACGGUACCCACGUUGCCGGCACCAUCGGUGGCUCCACCUACGGUGUUGCCAAGUCGACCAACAUCAUCUCCGUCAAGGUCUUCCAGGGCGCCCAGGGCACCACCUCCUCCAUUCUGUCCGGCUUCAACUGGGCCGUCAACGACAUCACCUCCAAGUCCCGCGCCGCCCGCUCCGUGAUCAACCUGUCCCUCGGUGGCCCCGCCUCCACCACCUGGACCUCCGCCAUCCAGGCCGCCUACACCCAGGGCGUCCUCUCCGUCGUUGCCGCCGGCAACGGAGACGACUUCGGCAACCCCCUUCCCGUCUCCAGCCAGUCCCCCGCCAACGCCCCCAACGCCCUGACUGUCGCCGCCAUUGACUCCAGCUGGCGCCCGGCCUCCUUCACAAACUACGGUGCUGGCGUCGAUAUCUUCGCCCCUGGUGUCUCUAUCCUCUCUGCUUGGAUCGGCGGCAACUCUGCCACCAACACCAUCAGCGGCACCUCCAUGGCCUGCCCCCACGUUGCCGGUCUUGCCGUCUACCUCCAGGCUCUUGAGGGUCUCUCUACACCCGCUGCCGUUACCAGCCGCAUCAAGGCCCUCGGCACCUCUGGCCGUGUCACCGGCACCCUGUCUGGUAGCCCUAACCUCGUUGCCUACAACGGCAACGGUGCGUAAAUUCAACGUUGUUGAUUUGCUCAACGAUAGCAUGAAGAGACUGUGGGUGUCGUAUUGUCGAACGCCAGCAGGUCUUCUCAAGUUAUAAUCAAGUAGCUGAUGGGGAUGGUAACUAGAAUAAUG